ACCGGAGUCCCCCGUGCCGUUCGUCGAUUUUGUUCAUAAGACACUCGUUGUCAUAGUGCACGCAGCCGAUUCUAAGUAAUAGUUUUCCGUUUUUGUUCCAAAUUUCCCAUUUUAAGACGCUUAUCCAAUGGCUGCCCUUAAGUACGCCGGUAUGGACGAUACUGACAGUGACGACGAGUUACCCCCUGGGUGGGAGGAAAGAUCCACCAAAGAUGGAUGGGUCUACUAUGCCAACCAUGAUGAGAUGAGGACACAAUGGGAACACCCUAAGACUGGAAAGAAGAAACGUUGUGCUGGAGAUUUACCCUACGGCUGGGAGCAAAACACCAAUAAACAGGGUCAAAUAGUUUACGUUGAUCACAUCAACAAGCGGAGUACUUAUUUUGACCCCCGGCAAGUGUUUACUGUGGAGGACGUGAUGGUGAAGCCGAAGCGGUAUGACGGUAACUCGGCGGCUCUGGAGAUCCUUCAAGGUCGGGAUUUCUCUGACAAGGUGGUCCUGAUUACUGGCGGCAACUCUGGCAUUGGCUUUGAGACGGCCAGGUCUUUUGCUCUGCACGGUGCCCGUGUCAUCCUGGCUUGCCGAAACCUGUCCCGGGCCAGCAAGGCCGUCAGCAUGAUACAGGACGAUUGGCACAAAGCCAGAGUGGAAGCCAUGAUGUGCGACCUGGCUUCUUUCCGCAGUGUGAGGGAGUUUGUGGACACCUUCAAAGCCAAGAAGCUGCCCUUGCACAUUUUGGUGUGCAAUGCGGCGGUGUGCACUCAGCCGUGGAGUUUGACAGAGGACGGCCUGGAGUCCACCUUCCAGAUCUGCCAUCUGGGUCACUUCCUGCUGGUCCAGUGCCUGCAGGAUGUGCUGCGUCGUUCGGCACCCGCCCGUGUGGUGGUGGUGUCAUCCGAGUCUCACAGGUUCACAGACUUGUUAGACUCGUGCGGUAAAGUGGAUCUGGCGCGCUUGUCGCCUCCGCGGAAGGAGUACUGGUCCAUGCUGGCCUACAACCGGGCCAAGCUGUGCAACAUCCUGUUCAGCAACGAGCUCCACCGCCGGCUCUCCCCUCACGGGGUGUCGUCCAACGCGCUGCACCCUGGGAAUGCGAUGUACACGGCCAUUCACAGGAGCUGGUGGCUGAUGACCUUCCUCUUCACCCUGGCCAGACCCUUCACCAAGUCCUUGCAACAAGGCGCCGCCACUACCGUGUACUGCGCCGUGGCUCCCGAGCUGGAGGGCCUGGGGGGCAUGUACUUCAACAACUGCUUCCGCUGCGAGCCCUCCGUCCAGGCCCAGGACCCGGACGCUGCUGCCGGCCUGUGGGAGCUGAGCGAGCGCCUGGUGGCGCAGGGCGAGAUCACAGCCCAGGUCCGGGCCCUCUGAGGAAGAGGGAGUCACGCUCAGUGUUGUCCGAACAACAAAAAAAAAAAAUGUUUAAAAAGGGGGAAACCUCAUUGACCGUGUUGUUCGAUAGAGCUGCCAAAAGCGCUGUGUGUAUGGACACGCCACAUUGGAGGAUGGGGGAGAGGGGGAAUGAAGUCACAUGUACACUGCUUGGUGGGAAGAGGAAACUUUUACACUUUGGUUCUGGUCCUUUUUUAUUAACUUUUCUCCUUGUGAAAAACGCACUUCAUUGAAAGUAAAUGUUCCCUUUAAACGUGCUCUCUGUGUUGAUUCCAGCAAUAGUGUCACAAAUAGUUGUAGUAGUACUUAUAAUACGAAAUUUAGGGCCACACUGAAAAGGAAAAAAAAUACUUUAUAUAUAAGCGUGAUGCUGUACGUUUACGAGAAGUGUGGAGUCACAAUGUUACAAGAAAUAAGUUAUUUUAUAAAAGAGUAAAGUUAUAUUAUUGCAAGAAAAAAGUCAAUUUCAUGAGAAUACAUUUAUAGUUUUGUUGAAAAAAUAAGUUUCAACUGUAUCAGGCUAAAGUUAUAAUAAAGGAAAACAAUACGAGAAUGUAGUAAUACAAUUGAGACAAAAAGUCAUAUUUUACAAGAAAAAAUAAGUGUCGAGCCACAGUAUUAAAGUAAAAAAGCUGCAAGUCACAAUGUAUAAGGAAAAUGUCAUUUUAUGAGGAUAAAGUUAUAUUAUUGCAAGAAGAAAAUUCACAAUUUUAUGAGAGUAAAGUUGUAGUUUUGCAAGAAAAAAAAGUGCUAGAGGAAAGUUAGUAAAGAAAAACAAACAAUACAAUAAAAGCAGCACAAUCUGGAGACAAAAGGUCAUUUUAUAUAUGGUAUAGUCAUAAACUAUAAGCAAAAAGUCGUAAUUGGAAUACAAAAAAUAAAAUGAAUAAAAAAGUCGUAAUUAGAAUAUUACAAGGAAAAAAAGUAAUUCUGCAGUAAAAAAAAAAAAAAAGUCAUAUUAGAAAUAAGAAGUCAUAACGUUUUAUAAUACAUAUAGUUACAAUAUUACAAAAAUGAAAGUUGCAAUCUGGCAACAAAAUAUUUUUUGCAAUAUUACGAAUGAAAAAUAAAUGACGGGGAAAAAAUACAAAAACAUUAAACUUUUAUAAAGUUGUAAUUUUAUUCUGUUAAUACAACUUUAAAAAAAACUAUAUCCUGAAAAUGUCUUGUAUUGUGACCUUAUUCCAAUAAAAACUUUUUUACCCAUCGUAAUUUUUAUUUUUUCUUCUCAUUGUGGCCCUAAUAUUCUUUCUUUCUCCCGUCUUCCCAAACGUUUUUUUUUUUUGUUUUGGGUCUCGUUCUCUGUAAAAGUUACCUACACGUGUGUUAAUCCUUCAGGGUGUUAAGAAACUCAUGUUUACACCAACACACAUAGAGGUAUGAUUCUGUACAUAAAUCUGCAAUAAUUCCACUUUUUUUUUUAAAUAAUGUCCCUACUUGUUGUGUGUACAAUAUUUACAACAUCCUGAUUUAUGGAUGUGUGCUAAAGGGGCGUGGACAUCACUUCAUAAUUUUUUUUCCUCCGGUUUUCUAUAUGAACCUAUUUAUUUAUAAACUGCACUCUGGUAAGACUUUAUUACAAUUUGGAGG
This is a messenger RNA of Phycodurus eques (leafy seadragon), 2983 nucleotides long. It is a transcript of the gene wwox, whose product is annotated as WW domain containing oxidoreductase. NCBI's taxonomy places the organism in Eukaryota, Metazoa, Chordata, Actinopteri, Syngnathiformes, Syngnathidae. Gene Ontology annotation, molecular function: protein binding. The transcript has 9 exons. The record is from RefSeq and is a predicted model, not a curated record. The coding region runs from base 128 to 1372 and encodes 414 amino acids.